GACGAAUUGGAACGUCGCAUCCGUGAGUUGGACGAUGAGCUGGCUGAGCAGAAGCGAAGCGCCGCACGUUCCGAGUCAGAUCUGGCUGAACUCAAACGCAAACAUCAAUCCGAGAUCGAUAAACUCAAAGCGGAUAUGUCGCAUCUCUACGAUAAGCAUCAGAAUGAUUUGGAUGAAGAGAAAGAACAAUACAAUAAGAAUUUGGAUGCAAUUAAAGUGGUCGAAGAUGAACUCCGCGAUCGGCUGAUCAUUGCCGAAAAGAAACUCGCCGAAGCACAAAANACUGAGCUGGAACGUGAGAACAGAGAGUUGGAUGAGAAAUAUCAAGCUUUAACAAAUCACAUUCAUAAAUUCAAAGACGAUCUGGAUGAGGCUCGAAAUGAAGCUGAAAAAGAGAUUCAAAAGUGGAAAACCGAUGCGUAUUCGGUUCGAUCCGAAAUGAAGGCCAUCGAGGCCAGUAACUCGGCCAUGAAAACCCAACUUGCGGCCGCUAACGACCGUUGUGAUUCGCUCAACAAAACAGUCAACGAUCAGAACGCCAAAAUACGAGAAUUCAACAACCAGAUUCGUCACCUCGAAGAAGAGCUAUCCGAUGCCAAGUCACUGCUCUCCUCAAGAGAUGCCGACCUACAGAGCGCUACCAAUCGUAUGCAUUCACUUGAGGAACAAUUCGCUGCCUUACAAUUGGAACACAGUAAAACUCGAACUGAAUUCGAUACUAUGCAACGUGAGAAUGAAACGCUCAAGGGAGUGAAUACAUCACAAGAAGGUGAAAUCGAACGUCUCAAGAAAAAAUUAGCACAAGCCGAACUAACGCUCAAAGAACAGAAGAAUGCACUUGAUCAUAUGCGUUCUGAGCGUGAACGCCUGCAAAACGCUUAUCGUGAGAAAGUGAAGCAAACCGAUCACCUCAGCCAGCUAGCUCAAUCAUUCGAUGCUAAACUCAGUAAGAUGCGUCAAGAGCUACAGGACAGCUCUGACAAGUUCAUCGCGGCCGAUAGCGAACGAAAUGCGUUACGUUCUGAGCUGAGCAAAUUACAAGAGGAGCUACAAUUCGGUAAAGACCAAAUGGUACGUAAAACUGACGAAUUUCAAUCAUCACUCGAGGAUCUGGCGAAUGCACACCGAGCUGCUGAGGACGGACGCUUGAAUGCGUUGCAAGAGCUUGAAUCGCGUAAAUACGAGAUCAAUGACUUACAAGCACGUUUGGAGAACGCCGAACAACGUCUAAUAUCGCUGCAACAAGAAUACAUCAAGGCAGACAGUGACCGUGACAUUCUUACCGAUGCACUACGCAGAUUCCAGUCUUCUGCCAAUCGCGCUCUAACCAUGAAUCGUUUCAGGCAAACCAUUAUCACCCAAGACAUCAAUAGAGCUGAUUCGGAUGAUAUCAAUCUUGAACAGCCCGAUGAGCCAGACUCAGGUCCAUUCCACUCAGUUCCCUUCCCACCAUCAGUCGACUAUCCAUCCGGAGGAGGACCCGGAGAACGUGAGCGGAAUGAGUACCGUGAAACAUUGAAUCGCCUAAAGAAAAAGACGAGCGAUACUCACACGACGAUUAACGAACGCGAGACCAGAUACAAGAGCAUCGAAGAGAAUCUCACGGAUCUCGAAGAUGAAAAGCGUGCUCUCGAGUCCAGAUUGCAGUCUGCUAAACAACUUCUUCGAUCGCAAGAAGAAGCCUUAAAACAACGUGAUGACGAACGACGUCAAAUGAAGUCCAAAGUGGUGGCGACCGAACUCCAAGCUCGUGGUAAAGACGCUCAACUCAGACAUCUCAAU
Messenger RNA from Anisakis simplex (herring worm), 1782 nucleotides. The record is from the annotation of a GenBank genome assembly. Lineage: Eukaryota; Metazoa; Nematoda; Chromadorea; Rhabditida; Anisakidae.